Diutina rugosa is the source of this 2163-nucleotide messenger RNA. RefSeq lists its product as uncharacterized. Bases 1 to 2163 code for a protein of 720 amino acids. NCBI's taxonomy places the organism in Eukaryota, Fungi, Ascomycota, Pichiomycetes, Serinales, Debaryomycetaceae. The transcript has 2 exons. The record is from RefSeq and is a predicted model, not a curated record.
AUGAUGAUCGAGCCUCACCAAAACCACAACUGGAAUAAGGUGGGGGGAGUUUCCAACGACUCACCGCGUUAUGGUGCCCAGGAAGGCACCUCUUUCCCCAGCGACAACGUGAAUCCCCAGUCGCUCAUGCUUGACCCAAAUCAAGCUGGUGGUCACUUGUAUGAAGCUACUGGGAUUGGAACGGAAGGCAACGACCAAACACGUGCCAACACAGGUGACGAGAAUGGAUAUCACUACUCGAUGAAUCUGGCGGGCUUCAUGUUCGAAGAGAACACCUUACUUCACCCUGCUGACAACAACGUCGGUGGACGGACUAUGGUUGCCGGUUCGACUUUUGUCGCCAGUAAUGUUGGCAUUAAUGGCUUAAUGGACGUCGCUACCGACUAUGAUUCCAAUAAUGACGAUUCCACUGUGACGGUCGGCGAAUAUCCCGAUGUGGCGGACAACGACUCCACCAGCGCCGACACGGACUCCGAAGGUGAAGAGUCUACUCUAAAUGCCACCAACGGCAACGAACGCACUGCCCGGUUAAGCGUACAAACUGCUCAAUACCCCAUCACUGACUCCGACGCCGAACGAAUGGAAGAAGAGGCAAUGCAACUUCUUUAUGAUAAUGCCACUUUCCCCGAAUGGAACUGCCUUAAUCACCCCAAUUUUUACAACAUUACCCAGUUGAACCUGGAAUUCAAGAAGGGGGUGGAGUGCCUUUCAAAUAUCAUGUCGCUUCACAAGUUUGCCCACACAAACCUCCAAGCGAAAUUCGUUAGUAAAGCCAUUUUUAAUUUCACCAUGGAUGUGGCUAUGGACAAACUUUGCCUUUGGACAAACAACUCCGGUAAGGGCAUUGCCUUCAAGAAUGUCAUAGACGGCUUUGAAAAAAUGGAUCAACUUGUGGAGUUAGUGUGGAAUUGUUGUCUUCACCCAAUUGCAAUGGCGACCAAGAAGUGUCGUCGGCGCUCGAGUCAGCUGGUGGUUUCCCGCCCACUCUUGAUGGAAGCGUUAGCCCAAUUAGGGGUCACCCAAACCCCUACCUAUUUCGUGAUAGCGCUAGUGCAUGAAUGGACGCCAGAGAUGGGACUUUGCGGCGCCAUAUUUGAAUUCUUGAAGGACAAACAACCACCCUGGUACGGGACACUUCCUCUGAACCAUCUGUUGCAAAAUAUCGUUGAGAUGUGGCAAACUGUGAGCACCUUCAAGGAAGUCCUUUACGAACGAGACCCUCGUCAUUUCAUUCCGAAAGAUAAUGACUUCAACGAGCUCGGCCACUUGCCACGCCCAGGUGGACCCGGAUUCGAGAAACUGUUGUAUCACGCUGAGUAUUUUCAGUAUGUCAUGCAAUACGUCGAACUUAUGGCGGCAUUGACCGCACAAUUUGUCAAUGAUCAAGGCCAUUUGACGAGAGGAGCGUUAAAGCAAGUUCGGAAAAAGAUUGAGGAGACACUCUGGGACAAUCCUCGUUGGAACGGGCAAAUGGUCACUUUGAAAGAGUGUAACUCGUCAGCGUCGUUGGUGGAAUGGUGCUUGGACAACAUGUUGUCUGCGUAUGAUAUCGCAGGAAUACUCUACGUCAUUGCCAACAUGACAUUGGACCCCGAGCAAGUGGAUACGCCGCAGUUACUUUGGAAGAUUCAAGCACACUUGCCAUAUUUGGCAUACCACUAUCCGUUCCUCUUGGAGGCCUUACAGUCGGGCCCGUGGAGCCUGGCAUUAUCAAUCAAGGCCACGCCGAAACCAGCGCUGUUUGCUGUUGAACCUGCCACUGCCAUCAUUACUGCCAAGGUUGCAACCCCAGAAACCAAGUUGACACUUCCUAAGGCGGAGGAUGAAUUGCCACCUCCCGAAUUGGAACAUGAACUACCACCUCCCGAAUUGGAACAUGAACUACCUCCUUCCAAAUUGGAACAUGAACCACCUCCUUCCAAAUUGGAAGACGAAUUACCUGCUUCCAAUGCGCAGAACUUUGCACCUACCGCUACUGGUAAAGCUAGUCCUACAGUUGCCAUCCAAACUGCUAAGGCUUUUCCUUUGACCCCGCCACCACCUCCUCCCAAUUCAGGUCAAAGUUCUGGAGGUAAAGGCUCGAGUGGUAAACGCCACCGUACCUCAAAUGGGGUCUUAUCAUUGGUGGUACGGGUGUGGUGCUCUUCCUUACUAGCGACUUAG